AUUGGGUCAGCGAGUGGCAGCGAGUGAAGCGGUCGUCCGCGCGCUCUCCGUGUGACACUCUUCUCCUCAUUUAUAAUCAUCGAACUCUUCAAACGGAGAGAGAGAGACAGCGAGAGCGAGCGCGCGAAAAGAAAUAAGAGGGCUUUCCUCCAGCACGGUUGAAAUCUAGGGUUUCGAACCAUCCUCGGAUCCAUUGCCCCCAUUCUUCCUCUUCUCCGGAUUCUUGUCAAGAAUCGCCGGUCCGAUCUGAUAGAAGAUGGCAGAUGCUGAGGACAUUCAGCCUCUUGUGUGUGAUAAUGGAACCGGGAUGGUGAAGGCUGGAUUUGCUGGAGAUGAUGCUCCUAGGGCUGUUUUCCCUAGCAUUGUUGGCCGUCCACGUCACACUGGGGUGAUGGUAGGCAUGGGCCAAAAGGAUGCAUAUGUUGGGGAUGAAGCACAAUCCAAACGUGGUAUUUUAACUUUGAAGUACCCUAUUGAGCAUGGUAUUGUAAGCAACUGGGAUGACAUGGAGAAGAUCUGGCACCAUACGUUUUAUAAUGAACUUCGUGUUGCCCCAGAAGAACACCCAGUUCUCCUCACUGAGGCACCUCUCAACCCCAAGGCCAAUCGUGAGAAGAUGACUCAAAUCAUGUUUGAGACCUUCAAUGCUCCUGCUAUGUAUGUUGCUAUUCAGGCUGUUCUCUCUUUGUAUGCUAGUGGUCGCACAACAGGUAUUGUACUGGACUCUGGGGAUGGUGUCAGCCACACAGUCCCUAUCUAUGAAGGAUAUGCACUUCCACAUGCAAUCCUCCGUUUGGACUUGGCAGGGCGUGAUCUGACUGAUGCACUCAUGAAGAUUCUGACAGAGCGUGGCUACUCUUUCACUACCACAGCUGAGCGUGAAAUUGUGAGAGACGUGAAGGAAAAGCUGGCAUAUAUCGCUCUAGACUAUGAGCAGGAGCUGGAGACGGCUAAGACCAGCUCAUCCGUGGAGAAAAGCUAUGAGUUACCCGAUGGUCAGGUGAUCACGAUUGGUGCUGAGCGGUUCCGUUGCCCAGAGGUUCUUUUCCAGCCAUCAAUGAUUGGAAUGGAAGCUGCAGGCAUUCAUGAGACCACUUACAACUCCAUCAUGAAGUGUGAUGUCGAUAUUAGGAAAGAUCUGUAUGGCAACAUCGUUCUCAGUGGUGGAACCACCAUGUUCCCAGGUAUUGCUGACAGGAUGAGCAAGGAGAUUACUGCCCUGGCACCAAGCAGCAUGAAGAUAAAGGUGGUUGCUCCCCCUGAGAGAAAGUACAGUGUUUGGAUUGGAGGCUCCAUCUUAGCAUCUCUUAGCACUUUCCAGCAGAUGUGGAUUGCAAAGGCUGAGUAUGAUGAGUCGGGCCCAUCGAUUGUGCACAGGAAAUGCUUCUAAUUCUGAAUGGAAAGCAAUAUGAAUGAACUGUUACAUCAGGAGGAUGUAGCUUUCUUUCUUUGUUCUUCUCCUUAUUCUAUUUGUCAGUGGACACAAUAUUCAGCCAACCCGUUUAUUAUUAGUUUCUUCUUUGCAAAGACUUGGACUUGUACUCAGUAUUGUAGCUUAUAAAUUUCAUUUUAAUUUGGAUCUCAGUCAA
Molecule: messenger RNA, 1589 nt
Organism: Elaeis guineensis (African oil palm)
Lineage: Eukaryota; Viridiplantae; Streptophyta; Magnoliopsida; Arecales; Arecaceae
Product: actin
Source: RefSeq, a predicted model, not a curated record